Seminavis robusta is the source of this 708-nucleotide messenger RNA. NCBI's taxonomy places the organism in Eukaryota, Bacillariophyta, Bacillariophyceae, Naviculales, Naviculaceae. The record is from the annotation of a GenBank genome assembly.
AUGAACUCUGCGUCCUUGCCAGCGGGUUGGACCUCAGCCAUUGAUCCUUCCUCGGGAAGAGUCUACUACGCUAAUUCGACCACUGGCGAGUCAUCGUGGGAGCCUCCAUCAAUUCCACAGGGGCAAGAUUUUCAGCAGCUUAAUCGAAGGCGGCAAGACGAGCCUGACUAUCAUGGGCGCCAGCAGCAGGACUAUCAUGGUCAACGGCAGGAGUAUGAUCGUCCACAAAACCAUCAACAACAGCGCCAGUAUGAGUCACCAGCUCAACCAGCUCAUCAGUAUCAAGAGCAACACCAUGGAAGAAAUCCACUACUAGAAGCUCAACAACAACCACUAGAAUCCAGCACCGAACAUGGUAGUAGACCCGCUGCUCUGACCACCACCACCAAGACAUCGACUGUAUCUUCCGUGUCAGCCCUAGCAUCCAGUGGUUUGCUAGUCCCAGCCGCUCGUGCUAUUGUCGAUAGUGACCAGGAUGUCAACACGAGAAAAGAUAUCGAACUUUAUGGCAUUACUGCUGGGCAACUCGCUGAUCUUUGUGCCAUCCAAAAAGAAGAAAUGUCGGAGAGACAAAUUGAAUUUAAACCUUACACCCCCAUCACUCCCUACGCAAUCAGCAACACUGCUAGACGACCUCCUAUGGAACCAGGACGCUUGGAAAUUCGUCUCCAUUCACUCUACAAUCAACUGAGAAAAAUCCAUGAGUGA